This is a messenger RNA of Tigriopus californicus, 2813 nucleotides long. Its product is annotated as tripartite motif-containing protein 2-like. NCBI's taxonomy places the organism in Eukaryota, Metazoa, Arthropoda, Copepoda, Harpacticoida, Harpacticidae. The record is from RefSeq and is a predicted model, not a curated record. Bases 117 to 2642 code for a protein of 841 amino acids. Gene Ontology annotation, molecular function: translation repressor activity; ubiquitin protein ligase activity; protein binding. Gene Ontology annotation, biological process: negative regulation of translation; protein polyubiquitination; proteasome-mediated ubiquitin-dependent protein catabolic process. The transcript is spliced from 13 exons.
CGCCAUGCAAUGACCAUCAGUUCCAAUCUGUGUCCUAACAGAGCCAGACGUGAAGGUGUUUUAGAGCAUUCGGAGAAUGAGCCAUAACUCAGCGGUGUAAUUGCGGUGAUUUCAUCAUGCUUUUGGCACUCUAUCUACAAACCCAACAUCAAGCCUAUCCUCGUCUAUUGUCUCCGGGAUCUGGGACGAUUUCCUCUCGCUAUGGUCCAUGGGGUCAGGCACCGACGUCGAGCAACCAACGCAACGAUUUGUUGGCGGCCUCGAAUUCAGCCAAUUCGGGCGGCUUACCCGGGAGCAUGGCCAGUACUCCGGAAGAUGAAGAUUCAGGCACAGGAAGCACGACCCACAGUCAAGAAUCCAAUGUUAUCAAGCAUAUCGACCGGAACAUUCUCUCGUGCUUAAUUUGUCAACAACGAUUCCGAGAGCCCAAAGUUUUGCCUUGUCUGCACACCUUUUGUCUUGGGUGCUUGUUCGUUUAUUUGCCACCAGAGAGCCUUUCCAUAACGUGUCCGCUGUGUGGACAUCAGUCCAUUCUACCUCAACAAGGGGUCAAAGCCCUUCAGGACAACUAUUUCAUAUCCCACUUAAUCGACGUCCUGAUUCAAGACGGUCCUUCAAACGAGAACCCAUCCAAGCAGACGCCGAGUCUGACGGAAGAUCCCGACUGUAACACCAUCUCCUCCUCAUACGACUUGGAAUAUUCCGAGUCAGUCGACCUCGAGAGCCUCUCAAGUCACCACAAAGGCGAGUCGAAAUUGAACUCCGUGGAUUACGAGGCUUGUGGCCAUCAACAUCAGGUUACCGACAACUCGAGCGAGGCAACUUAUUCUACGCCGGGUGCCAGGACCCUGUUGUGUUCCAACCACUCAGGUUCUCUCUUGGGGGUCUAUUGUUACUCUUGCGAGACCGCUAUUUGCACUCUGUGUGCGAGCAUCGAGCACAGAGGCCAUUGGACCGUGGCCAUGGCUGAGGCCAUUGAAGAUGAGAAAGAAACGCUGAGGAAGCUCAUUGACGAUGCCUAUGUACAGGUGCCUUUGCUCAAGUCUGCUCUGGCAAAUAUCGAGACCUUGUCGUCAAACUUGAAGGAGGAACGAGUGACUACAUCUCAAGAAGUUGCCAAGGCCUUUGACCAAUUGGUGGCUUUGGUGGAAAGUCGACGAGAGGUCAUUCUCAGGGACUUGGCCAUGAAGGAAAAGUCCAAGCAAGAAACUCUGGAUCGCCAGAAGGAUGAAAUCGAGACCUCCUUGGCGGAUUUGUACACAAGUUGUGAGUUUGUCGAGAAAGCACUUACCCAUGGAUCGGAGACGGAAAUCUUGCUGGUCAAGAAACAAGUCGGAGAUCGCUUGGUUGAGUACAGCCAGAUGCAAGUGGUCCAGGAACCUGCAGAAAAUAGAUACUUGGUGUUCCAACCGGGAUUGGUUGACACUUUUGAAUCUCAAAUGAACCAGUGGAGCCAAGUUUUGACCUCAAGUGCCAUUCACUACCGCACCGGCGUGGUUGGAGAAGGCUGCAAACUGGCCCAAGUGGACCGAACCACCACCAUUACCCUCACGACCAGAGACUGGCAGGGCAAUGUGGUUCCAGGGCCUGAAGUUGAACAAUUCUUCUGCGAGAUCGUCCCAAUCUCCAUCAACAACCCCACAAAUCGACCCAUUCAACUGACCACGGAAAUCACUGACAUGGGAGAUGGAACCUACGAGCUGGCCUAUUCAGUGCCCGUAGAGGGACGUUUUGAACUGUCGGUCAAGAUGUUCGACCAGCAUGUCAAUAAAAGCCCAUUCCAGAUUUCGGCUGUGAUUCCCCCGCCUGAAGAGAUGUGUUCCAUACACCUUCGAAAGUAUCCCGCUCCCAAAAAGCAGAGAAGCAAAAGUCAUUAUCAGCGACCGUCUUCGGCUCGGUCCAUAAACGAUAGCCAGUGUUCCAGAAACAAUCCCAUCGAGGACGACCUCAUUCUCAAGAUCGGUGGCCGAGGGCGGGGCCGAGGCGAGUUCACCAACCCACAAGGCGUGGCUGUGUCCACUAAUGGGCGGAUUUUGGUGGCCGAUUCGAAUAACCAGUGCAUACAAUGUUUCGGACCUCAAGGCGAGGUCCGGCUUAAAUUCGGGAUUCGAGGCCGAACCCCGGGUCAAUUACAGCGUCCCACCGGGAUCUGUUGCUUGCCCAACGGGAAUUAUGCCAUCGCAGAUUACGACAACAAAUGGGUCUCUGUUUUUGACCAAACGGGCAAAUUCAUUAACAAAAUAGGCACAGGGAAACUUUUAGGUAAACAUUCUACAACUCAACCAUGUUUUUUGUCCGAAUUAGUUGCAUUACUUUGGUUCCUUCGCCGACUUCUCUAUGUUCCACAGGUAUUUGAUUCAGAAGGUGAAUUCAUGUUCUGCUUUGGUUCCAACGGAGAAGGAAACGGUCAAUUCAACGCUCCCACCGGUGUAGCUACAGACAAGCAAGAUAACAUCCUGGUGGCGGAUUGGGGAAACUCCCGAAUCCAAGUCUUUGAUUCCCAAGGCUCUUUUUUGGCCUUUGUCAAUACCCUGGCAUGUCCCUUGUACGGCCCUCAAGGUGUGGCGGUCACCCCUGAUGGGAACAUUGUGGUGGCCGAUAGUGGGAACCAUUGCUUUAAGUUGUAUCGAUAUCUCCAAUAGUUUUUGGAAUGCAUACGAUAUGGUUAUGCAGCAGAUAUUUGAAUAUGAUCUCAUCGGUGCCAAAGUUUCUUCUACUCAAACUUCCAUAACAAUCCGUGUAAUUUGGUAGUUCUCGGUUCUAAAUUUAUUCUUUUGAUCAUAAGGACACAAUACAGAAAAUGCCUUAAUUUA